Messenger RNA from Galeopterus variegatus (Sunda flying lemur), 954 nucleotides. RefSeq names its product olfactory receptor 51J1-like. Gene Ontology annotation, molecular function: olfactory receptor activity; G protein-coupled receptor activity. Gene Ontology annotation, biological process: G protein-coupled receptor signaling pathway. Lineage: Eukaryota; Metazoa; Chordata; Mammalia; Dermoptera; Cynocephalidae. The transcript has a single exon. The record is from RefSeq and is a predicted model, not a curated record. Gene Ontology annotation, cellular component: membrane.
AUGAGGAAUUCCAGUAGCUCUUUCUGGUUCUUACCUACCACAUUCAUUUUGGUUGGCAUCCCAGGGCUGGAGGCUGAGCACAUCUGGAUAUCCAUCCCCGUCUGCCUGAUGUACAUCAUCAUCUUCCUUGGGAAUGGUACCAUUCUUCACAUAAUCAGAACAGAUACUACCUUGCAUCAGCCCAUGUAUCUCUUUCUUGCCAUGUUGGCACUGGCUGAGGUUAGUGUCUCUGUGUCUACCUUGCCUACAAUGCUGGGCAUAUUCCUUUUUGGAACUACUGAGAUUAGUUUUGAAGCAUGCGUCCUCCAGAUGUUCUUCAUCCAUUCAUUCUCCAUUAUGGAGUCAGCCGUGUUGCUGGCCAUGUCUGUGGACCGCUUUGUGGCCAUCUACAGCCCACUGCGCUAUACAGCCAUCCUGACACUGCCCCGCAUCUUUGGCACAGGAACUAUCAUUGGGUUAAAAAGCAUUAUGCUCAUGGCCCCAUUGCCCAUUCUCUUAUGGCACCUGCCCUUCUGUGGCCAUAAUGCCCUCUCCCAUUCCUAUUGUCUUCACCCUAAUCUCAUACGUCUACCUUGUGGGGACAUUUCUACCAACAAUAUAUAUGGGCUUUUCAUUGUUACCUUCACUUUUGGGCUAGAUUCAUUGCUCAUUUUGGUCUCCUAUGGGCUCAUACUCCAUACUGUACUGCGGAUCACCACUGGAGAAGGGCGAAGGAAGGCUCUCAGCACAUGUGGUUCACAUGUCUGAGCUGUGCUUGCUUAUUAUGUGCCUAUGAUUGGCUUGUCUAUGGUGCAUCGCUUUGGAUACCAUGUGCUCCCUCUGCUGCAAGCCAUGAUGGCCAAUGCUUACCUCUUCCUCCCACCUGUUGUUAACCCCAUUGUCUAUAGCAUCAAGACCAAGGAGAUCCGUCGUGGCAUUGUGCGAAUGCUGUCAGAGAAAAGACCGAGAGUUUAA